AUGACUCCGCACAAGGUCGCCAUACAACCCCCGGCUAAAAGACUAGUACUAUUUGUUGGUGAUGGCCUAAGAGCGGAUAAACUAUAUCAGCUUUAUCAGGAUGAACAUGAUCACGAUAAAUUCGUUACAUAUGCACCAUUUUUAAGAGAUAUUAUACUGAAUCACGGAACAUGGGGUGUAUCUCAUACUCGAGUACCCACCGAAUCAAGACCCGGUCACGUUGCAAUGAUCGCAGGAUUUUAUGAGGAUGUUAGUGCUGUGACUAAAGGUUGGAAAGCGAAUCCGGUCGAGUUCGACUCC
This is a messenger RNA of Acaulospora morrowiae, 300 nucleotides long. Lineage: Eukaryota; Fungi; Glomeromycota; Glomeromycetes; Diversisporales; Acaulosporaceae. The record is from the annotation of a GenBank genome assembly.